AUGGCUAAACUAGAGUCGACUCCUCAUGCUAUAGAGACCAGCAAAGCUGACGUCGAAACCUCCGAAUCUAUCAAGCCUACCCACACUGUUCGAGGCAAAGACAAGGCUGCUGAGCUCCUUUCAUCGAACGAACGUAUCCUUGUCACACCCGCAGAUAACAAGCGAAUCUUGCGAAAAAUCGAUCUCGUCAUCCUCCCGAUCCUCCUCUCGGUCUACUUUCUCCAGAGUCUAGAUAAGACCACACUAUCAUAUGCCUCAGUCUUUGGCCUCAUCGAAGAUGCAGGUCUCGAUCCAAAGUCCCAGCAGUUCUCCUGGCUGGGAAGCAUCGUAUACAUUGCACAGCUGGUAAUGCAGCCUAUCGUAGCCGUGCUCCUAGUCAAGCUUCGCAUGGGGAAGUUCAUGGGCAUCAUGGUCUUCAUCUGGGGCUGCAUUUUGUGUGGGAUGGCUGGAGCGAAGAACUUCACUGGGCUCAUGGUGACACGGUUUCUGCUCGGUGCUUUCGAAUCUGCCGUGGCCCCCGCAUUUAUCGCUGUGGUUCAGAUGUGGUACAAACGUGGUGAACAAACCAAUCGAAACGCAGCCUGGUACGCUAUGCUAGGCAUCGUCAACAUCCUCGGGAGCCUGUUGUCGUAUGGCCUCGGACACAUAAAGUCGGACCUCCUCCACUCCUACCAGAUCAUCUUCCUCUUUUGUGGUCUCCUAACUGUCGUGGUGUCGGUCUUCGUGUAUAUCUUUAUGCCCGAUUCUCCGAUGGAAGCCGGUUUCCUCAAUGACCACGAGAAAAUGAUUGCAGUCGAACGCCUGAGAAUGAAUCAGAUGGGCGUUGCAUCUCGCAUCUGGAAAUGGGAUCAUGUCUUUGAAGCUUUCAUGGACCCGAAGACAUGGCUUUGGUUUUUCAUGCUGACUGCCGUCAGUAUCCCUAGUGGCGGCAUCACAACUUUUGGGCCUCUUAUCAUCCAGAGUUUCGGCUUUGGAAAAUUUGCGACUAUACUGUUCAACAUGCCUUUUGGCGCUGUCCAGAUCAUUGCGACAGUAGGAGGUGCCUGGUUGGCCACGUGGCUGAAGAAGAAGUCACCAGUUCUGAUCCUCCUUUGCAUCCCGCCAAUUAUCGGUAUCAUCAUCCUUAUGGUCGUCGGACGUGGUAAGGAGAAUCGUGGCGUGCUACUCUUCGGCUACUACAUGACAUCCUUCUACCCCGGCAUAUCACCGCUCAUAUACUCUUGGUCGGGCCAAAACACUGGGGGUGACACGAAGAGGAAGGUGACAACUAGCAUUCUUUUCGUUGGCGCCAGCGCAGGCAACAUUAUUGGGCCGCAUCUAUUCAAGCCUUCCGAGAGACCCCAUUAUUACCGAGGUCUACGUGCGAACCUCGCUCUAUUUGUCGCGAUCAUUGUGUUGGUCUUAUUAUCAGUUUCCUGGAUCAAGCUGCUCAAUCGCAAGCAUGCUGCGACCCGCGAGAGCAUGGGUAAGUCGGCUAUCGUUAUAGACACGAGCAUGGGAGACAGCCGACAGACGGAUGCAGAAGAGGUCGUUGCCAGCGGGGUCGGCGAUAAGGCGUUCGAUGAUGUUACUGACAUUAAGAACGAGGAUUUUCUGUACAUCUAUUAA
Molecule: messenger RNA, 1608 nt
Organism: Cucurbitaria berberidis CBS 394.84
Lineage: Eukaryota; Fungi; Ascomycota; Dothideomycetes; Pleosporales; Cucurbitariaceae
Product: allantoate permease-like protein
Exons: 2
Coding region: 1-1608 (535 amino acids)
Biological process (GO): transmembrane transport
Cellular component (GO): membrane
Molecular function (GO): transmembrane transporter activity
Source: RefSeq, a predicted model, not a curated record